Molecule: messenger RNA, 1562 nt
Organism: Ostrinia furnacalis (Asian corn borer)
Lineage: Eukaryota; Metazoa; Arthropoda; Insecta; Lepidoptera; Crambidae
Exons: 9
Coding region: 1-1422 (473 amino acids)
Source: RefSeq, a predicted model, not a curated record
AUGAACGAGCUGCUUCAAGAACAUGGAUGUUCCAACGUAUUUUCAAUUCCUGAAGGUCUCAGAGAGCUGAUGUGCGAUAUAUCUCGAGAAGUAUUACGAGAACAACCCCAAAAGAUCUUUGACUUCAUAGCAAACUACUUAUCAGUGCUGCUCAUCACGAGGGAGCAUGGCAUCCUCUCCUUGAGAAUACUUGAAGACCUAUGCGACUGCAAGCCCUCGGUCACCGAACACCUGAUGCAGUUGGGCAUGGAGAGAGCCCAGGCUGAAAUGCUGUCCCAAGUGAUUAAGGAGGAGGUUGAGGGAUUCGAGCCUAUUGAGGGAAGAGAGAAAGUAAAGGAGAUGCAAAUAAUGAAGAAGAUUCUCCAAAGGACCGUCCUAGAUGAGGACAUGGCCGCCAAAGUGUGCCAAAUCUCUAGAAACGCUUACCGAGACUAUUGGUACCGAAAGAAGCUAUUGGAGAAGAGCAUGAAAGUCCAACCUGAUGAGCCUUGGGAAAUUGCUGCACAGCAUACCUUAGAACUUUACAAGAAGACUAAACCGUCAUUUACUGAAUUGACAAGAGCUACUGAGAAGAUUCAGGCAGCCUACAGAGGAUACCACAUCCGCAAGAAUCUGCUAACUCACUUGAAACCGAAGAAAAAGAAGAUGGGACCAAAAGUUGAACUACUUGGACCUCCAAUUGACGUUGCAGCAUCAAGAGAAAUAGACCUUGGACCUAUGAUCGAUAUAAAAGUCCAAGAAGACGACGUCAAUACAAUGUUUGAUGAAUAUGCCGGCGAAAAACUUGGUCUGGGCUAUGAUCCUAUGAAGACAAUAACCCACGUAGAUGGUGAAGACUUCCUGCCUGAGCAAGUGGGGUCACGAGCCAGCCGAGCUAUGAGCCAGUUCGCUGGUCUGCCAUCAACCAAGAGCCUGACUGGGGCUGAGCUGACCAAGUCCAGAAUGAGUCGCGUUGAAGACGUGGCAGAAUCGAGGCAGAGUUGGGUGCCCAGUCAAUUUGAUGCAACGUCACGUCAGAGUCGCAUGCAAAGUCAGAUUUCCGAGAGUGGCCGCGUGAGCCGCCUGCCGAGCCAGAUGCCUGUGUCUGCUACUGAUUUGGAGGCGUCAUUGCACAAGAUUUCUUUCGCCGAGAGACCGCCAGAAGUGAUACCAGACUUCGAACCUGAAGAUGAAGCCGAGCCUGGCUUAGCCGAAGUUCAAGAGAUUCAGGAGGUACAAGAGGAGCCAGGGAUUGAACCGGCUGAGGCCGUGGAGGGAGAGCCCGCCCAGGAGGUGCCUGAAGACAUUCCAGAUGACCGCACCGAGGGUGAUGGUGAGAGUGCACCGACAGCAUCGGUCCCGUCGUCGGCUCCUGAUACUGCUGACAACACAGACGUAGAGGACGCCGGUGCUGACUCCACUGGAGAAGAGGAAGGAGAUUAGACUGAUACGAUGAUAGAAAAACAGGGGCAUGCAUGUAGAUGAUUUGACCUGACAAAAAUAGUCAGUAGUUUGUUUAUAACUAUCUACUGCUUAUCUCAAAAUGAGCCAUAUCGACUUAUCGCAAACUUGCAUGUAUUUGC